This is a messenger RNA of Mya arenaria, 1586 nucleotides long. Its product is annotated as neurocalcin homolog. The coding region runs from base 514 to 1149 and encodes 211 amino acids. The record is from RefSeq and is a predicted model, not a curated record. The transcript is spliced from 3 exons. NCBI's taxonomy places the organism in Eukaryota, Metazoa, Mollusca, Bivalvia, Myida, Myidae. Gene Ontology annotation, molecular function: calcium ion binding.
AUAAUAUAAGCACUUUUCUAACAGUAACGUGUAUUUUAAAUAUUUGUAUGCAGAACAUUGUUAAACAAAAUGGAUACUAUUAAUAAUAAUAAUAUGUUAAGGUGUUUCAAUAGACUGGUUUUGAUAAAAGGAAUGCAAAUAUAAACAUACCCUGAACAGUUUUUGUUAUCUUUUGAUAUAAACGUUUUUUUGAAUAAUUAUAACGGAACGGUUCAAACCAUUUUAUUUACAUUGUGCUCUUGAGAAUCGAUCGUUAAUUGAAGACAAAUAAAAUUUUGUGUUUUCUUAAGAAGAAUGCCAAAAGGUUUUAUUUAUUUUAACCAUCGCUUCCUAGUUUAACCAUUGCUUCCUCAAAGUUUAGAUGGCGACGCGAUAACUGCACAUGAAGGCAAUCAAAGAUUGUUUGAGGAUCAUGCGUGCAAUUGUGCCGUGACAAAUAUUCCUUUUAUAGCCUUCAGUCUUCGAAGUUUGAAAAAUAAUUGUUUUUAACAAAUCAACAAGAAGGGAUAGAAAAUGGUGUUCGAAAAUUUAAAACGCAUGCGCAGCUUUAUCACGAAGAUGACGGCAAAAGGACAGAAACGAAAGAUCCGCCAAGAAAAAAUAGAUGAAUUACAAAAUGAAGUCAGUUUUUCCUCAGAUGAAAUAAAAGACUGGUUUUAUGAAUAUAACAAACGCCUUGGAGAAGGCCACAAAGAGUUAACAAAAGAAGAGUUUAAGGACGUGUAUAACUCCAUCUUUGCUGGUGAUGCGUCCGAAUUUGCCGAACACGUGUUUCGAACAUUUGACCGUGAUGGGAACGGAACCGUAGAUUUUAAAGAGUUUUUAAUUGGCUUGUGUGUAUCUGGUAGUGAUGACACGGCGGCAAAAUUAAGUUGGGCCUUCAAAAUGUAUGACAUCGAUGGAGAUGGCUACAUAUCCCGUCAAGAAAUGAGGAGCAUUAUGUCAGCAAUCUACAAGAUGACGGAAUUGCAGAACCCGGAUGAAACCGGUAGCCAGGCGUCCGCGGAGGACCUUGCCGACCGGUUCUUCGAAGACUUUGACACAAACAAGGACGGCUUGGUCUCAUGGGCGGAAUUUCGGGUCGGGGCGACCAACGACCAAACCAUUAUCAGCCUUCUUGAAUGCAACCCGGACACUGACCCCGAAUAAAGUGGACAGCCCUCAUUGGAUUUUGUUUUAAGAAAAAAAAUAUAGUUUGCAAACAUUUCAAAUUUGCACGGAGACUUAAGUUGGUUUUCGUGAGUUUCGUUUUAUUAUGUUGACCGAGUUAUAUAAAUGCAUUUCACAAUGAUAUAUUUGAAAUGCAAUGAUAGUGUACAUGUUUCUCCUACUUUUGACAAAGACUACGGUUAUUGACAAAGAUUAAUGAACGUUAACACUGUUGUACAGAUGUGUCAUAUUUUCUAUUUGAUUUCAGUAAAGUGACGUUAAAGUUAUCAAUUGAUCUGCUCCUAACUUACCUAUGAUUAAAGUGAAAGUAUGAAAAUGAUGUCAAAUGGAGAAAACCAGAAACUCCAAAAGCAGAAUGUAAUCAAACAUUUCAUUUAUAAGUCCAUUAAACCAAAACCUCGAAACGCUUCUGCAAA